This is a messenger RNA of Dibothriocephalus latus, 312 nucleotides long. Lineage: Eukaryota; Metazoa; Platyhelminthes; Cestoda; Diphyllobothriidea; Diphyllobothriidae. The record is from the annotation of a GenBank genome assembly.
ACUUUCAUCGCUCUGGACGUGUGCACAAAACAGCUUGCAGAAGUGGGUAGCGUAAAUGUCCCGCUCACCGUGUCGAGAAUUCGUUCGCAGCGUUUUGGUAGUGUUCAAGUAUCUGCCCAGUAUAUUUUCGUCUACCGGGCUAUCUUGGAUUUUGCCGUCUCCAAGGCUCUUCUUACGGAGAGUGAAUGUGAGGACGCCAAAGAGCGACUUCUGCCAAGACCUCUCCCACCCACAGGCGAGGGUAUUUUUGACAACCUCGAUGCUCGAAUUCUGUCGGCACUUUCGUCUGAUCCUGCUCAGCUGGAAUCUCUG